CAGUACACAGGAGGCUAUUUUAGUUGGCCACUCACAGAAGCCAACAGGGGCCAUUAAAUUUGACUUGAGUCUUCUUCUUGUCAUUUAAAGACAGUCGCUGCUCACCUCAACAGGUUUUCUGCAGAGAUUGAAAAAAAGACAAAAACCAACCAUGUCUGAGGCACCGAGAAAAUCCAAGAUCUCUGCAUCUCGCAGACUGGCGCUCAAGACCAAGCUGCUGAAAAUGGCCACUGUGAUGCUUGAGAAGGAGAAGGAGGAGAAGAAGCAGGAGAGAGACGCUGCUCUGAGUGAGAGGAUCCCUCCUCUUCAGCUGUCUGGUUUGUCCAUGCAGGACCUUCAGGCUCUCUGCAAAGACCUGCACCAUAAGAUUGAUGUGGUAGAUGAAGAGCGCUAUGACAUUGAAGCUAAAGUGUCCAAAAAUAACAAGGAGAUUGAAAAUCUGUCUCAGAAGAUCUUUGAGCUGAAGGGUAAAAUGAAGCGACCUGCUCUCAAGAGGGUGAAAAUCUCUGCUGACGCCAUGCUGGGAGCUCUGCUGGGUGCUAAGGUCAAAGAGUCCGUGGACUUCAAGGCCAACCUGAAGACUGUGAAGAAAGAGGAGGAGAAGAAAGAGGAGGUGACUGACUGGCGUAAGAACGUGGAGGCCAUGUCUGGCAUGGAGGGCAGGAAGAAGCUGUUUGAUGCUGGACAGUAGACUUUAUAUUCAUAGACAUUUUAAAUACUGCUGUUUUACAGUGGGCAAGAAUAGCGAGGAACAAUAAGCUAAUGUCACUGUUUGCAAUAGUAAGUUGACAGUAUAUGUGUGAGUGUGAGUGUGUAUAGACUUUUGCAAUAUGCAAAAAUAUUCUGAUUCAAAUGAAGGGAAUUGUGUAUAUUUUGCAUAUAGAUGUGUUGCACUCUGUCAUUGUUUUGGGGUGUUGGCACUUUAAAAACUUAGCAUUUUUAAUUGUCUGCACUUUCAUAACAGAUAAGCAUACAGUGAAAAUUGCUGAAUGAUCUUGAAAUGCCUGGAAAAGACCAGUUGUUAUU
This is a messenger RNA of Chelmon rostratus (copperband butterflyfish), 1026 nucleotides long. It is a transcript of the gene tnni4b.2, whose product is annotated as troponin I4b, tandem duplicate 2. NCBI's taxonomy places the organism in Eukaryota, Metazoa, Chordata, Actinopteri, Chaetodontiformes, Chaetodontidae. The coding region runs from base 152 to 691 and encodes 179 amino acids. Gene Ontology annotation, biological process: muscle contraction. The transcript is spliced from 8 exons. Gene Ontology annotation, cellular component: troponin complex. The record is from RefSeq and is a predicted model, not a curated record.